UCCGUUGUGCGCCGAUCCGAGAUGCUGUUCAGGAGUCAGCUGUUGCCUGUUGGGCCAAAGUCUGUGUCGCUAUACAGCCAGUCGGUGCACUGCAAGUGUCCACCACCAGUCUGGUUGAAAGAACAGUGAAGGAAACAUGGUGGAUGCAAUAAUGGAGCCGCUUAAACACAAGCCCAAGUGCAGGGUACAACUACACAUUCAUCUAGAUGGGGCUGUUAGACAUGAGACCUUAUGGGAGGUAAUGAGGAAAAAAGGACUGAAGCUUCCUGGAAGCGGAUCUCUGUCGGACUUCCAGGAUUCUCUGAGGGUGGAUGAACCCAGAGACUUAGCUUAUUUCCUGAAGGGGUUCAAAUAUUUUUUGGACUGUCUAAUAGGUGACUUAGACGUCAUAGAGCGCAUCUCCUACGAAUUUGUGGAAGAUCAGGCCAAACAGAGUGUUGCAUAUUGUGAAGCAAGGUUCUGUCCUCAUCUCCUGUUGCCUGGGGAUGCUGGUCAUAUCAAUGGCAGUGUCAAUGGGUCCUCUGAGGCCAGUUCUAAUGGUAACGGUAUACAGAAUGGCAGUGGAAACGUACAAAGUGACGACAUCGUUAAGGCUGUAUUGAAAGGCGUCAAGAGAGGCGAGGAAGACUUCGGGACUAAAGUCAGACUUAUACUUUGCUGCAUAAGAGGAAAUUCACAAUGGGCCUGGGACAUUCUAAGACUGUGCGAAGAAUACAGAGACCAGGGAAUAGUCGCCAUCGACAUAGCUGGAGAUGAAGCGGGUGCUGGCGAAGAAGCGAGUAUAAGUGAUCCAAUAGACAUAGCUGUCUUCCAGGCUGCCAAAGAAAAGGGCAUUCAUCGCACAGUGCACGCUGGGGAGGCUGGACCUGCUCGCUGCGUUCAAGUGGCUGUGGAAGCCUUUGGAGCUGAGCGAAUAGGACAUGGCUACCGUGUGAUAGAGGAUGAAGCAAUUUAUGACAUGUGUAAAAGACAAGGCAUCCACUUUGAGACUUGUCCCCAUUCAUCGUACCUCACGGGAUCUGUAAAAUCUUUAAAAUGUGAAUCCAAAAGACAUCCUGUUUUAAGAUUUGCUGAAGAUGAAGCAAGCUUUAGUAUAAGUACAGAUGACCCUACAAUCACCUUUACUACACUGGCAGAUGAAUACAGACUACUCAGCAAGUGGGGAUUCACAGAAGCCCAAAUAACUCGUGCCAAUUUCCAAGCUGCUCUUCAUUCUUUUCUAAGUCCUGAGGAGAAGAGAGACUUAGUUGAGCAGUUGAAGGAAGCCUAUGGCAUCAUAGAUUACACAUUACCUGUAGCAUCUCCUUCCUCAAGACGCACGUCCGCACCCUUGAAGCCUAGUGUCACCUUUGGAACGUGGGCUGAACGUGCUUAGGUAAAGAAUUUGAGGGCGUAUAUUCCAUAGUUUAGUGACAGUACAAUAAUGUAUUUUUUUAGGAUUUGACCUGUCGUCUUGAUGUAUUAAAUUUUUUUUGAGACUAUUAUGUCUUGAGUACACGAACUUUUCCAUCUAUAAAUUGUAUCAUAGAAGCAAUGGGGAUGUGUUUUGUUUCUUAUAUACCUCACAUUCUGAUGAUGACUUCGGAGCAAGUUGGUAAUAUAUGAUAUCAGAAACUGUAUUUGAUUGAUUAUAUGUAUUGGUAAUAAAUGAUUUAUGAAGUUGCUCAUGUUACUGGAUGUUUUAUGUUGUAUCUGGAUGAAAUUUAGAAUUUUUGUGUGACAAGGACAGUAAUGUAUGCUGGUUUGUAAUAAAAUUCUGCAUUAAUUCUCAGGCAAGAUGCAUUUCACUUCCAUUUUGCUUAAAACGGUUCAAUAAAGAAAAAUAUGAUUUGGCCAGUACGCAGUUUGUUUUGUUUACAGUACAAUUUUUAACAAUUCCAUGUGCAUUGUUAGAUAUUGUUUUUUUUGUUAUAUUUUCGACACAUUUUCAUUCUCUUGUGGUUUUUAUUCCCAUGAACAUAUUGUAUUAAAGAUAAGAAAUACGA
This is a messenger RNA of Macrobrachium nipponense, 1985 nucleotides long. RefSeq names its product adenosine deaminase-like. Gene Ontology annotation, biological process: hypoxanthine salvage; adenosine catabolic process; negative regulation of adenosine receptor signaling pathway. NCBI's taxonomy places the organism in Eukaryota, Metazoa, Arthropoda, Malacostraca, Decapoda, Palaemonidae. Gene Ontology annotation, molecular function: adenosine deaminase activity. The record is from RefSeq and is a predicted model, not a curated record. The coding region runs from base 137 to 1375 and encodes 412 amino acids. Gene Ontology annotation, cellular component: cytosol; external side of plasma membrane. The transcript is spliced from 10 exons.